CCCCCCUGCAAAACAGAACUGAUCCCACUUCGUCGUGGCCAGGAGGAAGAGGAGGAGGUAGAAGAAGGGGGAUUCACUCUUCCUCCCCAGCAGGAUCUGGGGUGAGAGGUUGGGGUGGGAAGCAGCGGCUGAAGGCGGAAUCCUCGGCUGCGUCCUGAGCAGAGAGCAGCUUUCACCAGCACCAUGGACCUUUUUGGGAGCUUCGUCCGGCCUCAUGGAGAGAGUUUGGGGUUCCCAGCAGCCCGUCCCAGCAGCACGGGCACAGUGAAGACCCUGGGCAACACCUACCAGUUCACGGUGGACGUCAGCGACUUCGCCCCCGAGGACAUCAUUGUCACCACCUCCAACAACCAGAUCGAGGUGCAUGCUGAGAAGCUGGCUGCGGAUGGCACUGUCAUGAACACCUUCACCCACAAAUGCCAGCUGCCCGAUGACGUGGACCCCACCUCGGUGUCCUCCUCGCUGGGGGACGACGGCACGUUGACCAUCCGGGCCCAGCGUCAGCCCGCCAAGCACCCCGAGCACGUCCAGCAGAUCUUCCGGACUGAGAUCAAGAUCUGAGGAGGGGGGUGGGGGGGCCCCUGCUUCAUCCCCCGCCCUCAUGCAUUAAUUAUUUGGGUAAUUUGGGGAGGAGGCGGGAUGGGGGACAGGGAAUGGGAGCGCUCCCCCCACGGGGUCAGGCCCACGCCGAGGGGCAGGCAGGGUGAGAUGCAUCCUGUCGCCCACCGGAGAAAUUCCAGAGGGGAGUCCUGGCUCUGGUGGUUUUUAGGGAAGAUCCAGCGUGCCAAGAGCUUGGCUGGGAGUGAGGAGCAAGUUUCCCUUCCCUGAUCUCCUGCCGGAGCUUGUCUCUGUAUAUACAGCCUGUGAUAAAUUAUUGAGAACUCCUGA
Molecule: messenger RNA, 888 nt
Organism: Apus apus (common swift)
Lineage: Eukaryota; Metazoa; Chordata; Aves; Apodiformes; Apodidae
Gene: HSPB7
Product: heat shock protein family B (small) member 7
Exons: 3
Coding region: 184-561 (125 amino acids)
Biological process (GO): heart development
Cellular component (GO): cytoplasm; nucleus
Source: RefSeq, a predicted model, not a curated record